This is a messenger RNA of Chanos chanos (milkfish), 2400 nucleotides long. RefSeq names its product SMAD family member 7 (gene smad7). The record is from RefSeq and is a predicted model, not a curated record. NCBI's taxonomy places the organism in Eukaryota, Metazoa, Chordata, Actinopteri, Gonorynchiformes, Chanidae. Gene Ontology annotation, biological process: SMAD protein signal transduction; anatomical structure morphogenesis; regulation of transcription by RNA polymerase II. Gene Ontology annotation, molecular function: transcription regulator inhibitor activity; I-SMAD binding. Bases 1002 to 2135 code for a protein of 377 amino acids. The transcript is spliced from 5 exons. Gene Ontology annotation, cellular component: heteromeric SMAD protein complex.
CGCGUCAUUCUCAGACCUUUACUGAAGAUCGCAUCAUCUCUUUGUCGCUGUUCGAUUCGCACGUUAGCCAGACACAGAAACUUCGUGCUGAGAGGAGCUGGAUGAUCAAAAUACGGAUAUUUGAUAUGCAGCAUUUGUAAAACGGACACAAGCGAAGGGUCUGUGCAGUAUUCUGUCGGAAACGCCAACUAUUAAAGUCGUGCAGAUUUUUAUAAGGCACUUCGUCGGGUCAGCCGUGGAUUUGCUUAAGCCUUUCUGGAUCUGUUGGGAGAGAACAUUUAGAAUUCCCUGAAUAUGUUUGAGUCCAGUGCACGUUGAAGAUUACAGCAUGAGUCGACGGAUAUAAAAUUUGGAAGAAAGAGGAGAAAUAGACGGACAACAGGCUUUGUUAGACCUUAAAUGUUUGAAAUCGGAUCAAGGAUUGUGUGGAUUAUUUGUGAAGAAAACCAGGACGAGCUUGGCUUUCAAUGGAUCUGUUUUCAACUAGCAGUUUAUUCUUAUUUACAGUCUAGAGAUAACGUCAGACUUACAGACGUUAAUCGGCAUCAUUUAGGCUGCGUAUACUUUAUAUGAUGUUUUCAAACAUUUAGGAAGGAACAUUACGGAUGAAGCGUUAAUUGGGUUUCCAUUUAGCACCCAAAACCGGUCACAGUUUAUCUGCUGCUGCUCUCCCAAUUUAGUCUUGUACUGCCAGCCACGUUUAAACGACCAUAAUUUUUAAACUCUCAUUUGUUAUCAGGUACCAUUUCAAACAGUGAUAUUAAGUGGUGCUGUACAGAAAAGCCCCAAGAAGUACAUUACAUUAUUUUUUGUGGGGUUUACUUUUUUUUCCAAAUUAAAGACUGGCGUAUGCUACAGAUUGCCUUUGCUUCUCUUGUUCCCCGUUUUUCCAUCAUAUUAUCUCAGGCUGCUUGUCAUUGCCUGGACUCGGAUCCCGGAAUCUUCAUGAUUUGCGGACAUCAUGCUCGUUUUUUAGCCGGGAAACCCUCUUUUCGUCCCGCAUGUUCAGGACCAAACGAUCGGGGCUCGUCCGGCGACUCUGGAGGAGCCGCGCGCCCGUCGAGGGCGACGGGGAGGCGGAUAGUAGAACGCAUGGAUCCGGGGGUUGCUGCAUGGGUAAAUCUACUAAGGCUGCCAAAUCUAACCCCGGAACAGAGGCUGAAUUGAAAGCAUUGACCCAUUCGAUCCUGAAAAAAAUCAAAGAGAAACAAUUAGAGGUGCUCUUGCAAGCGGUAGAGUCGAAGGGGGGUGCUAGGAGCCCCUGUCUUCUCCUACCCAGCAAAGUGGACACCAAAUUGGGUCAACAGUCUUAUUCCCUUCCUUUGCUGCUUUACAAAGUGUUCAGGUGGCCGGAUCUCAGACACUCCUCGGAAUUAAAGAGGCUAUCUUGCUGUGAAUCCUAUGGGAAAAUUAACCCAGAACUCGUUUGCUGCAAUCCGCAUCACAUGAGUAGGCUUUGUGAACUAGAGUCGCCCCCUCCCCCUUAUUCCCGAUAUCCAAUGGAUUUUCUUAAACCACCCGCUGAUUCUCCAGACUCUGUGCCUACUUCCACUGAAACUGGGGGAACAACAUACUCAGCCCCUGUGGGGCUUUCAGAUUCCCAGGCUCUUCAGGAGUCAGGUGAGCAGGCCCACUGGUGUGUGGUGGCGUACUGGGAAGAGAAAACCCGUGUUGGCCGGCUCUAUUCGGUCCAGGAGCCUUCCCUGGACAUCUUCUAUGACCUACCUCAGGGGAACGGCUUCUGCCUGGGUCAGCUCAGCUCAGACAACAGGAGCCAGUUGGUUCAGAUGGUGCGGGCCAAGAUCGGCUACGGCAUCCAGCUAACGCGGGAGCAGGAUGGCGUCUGGGUGUAUAACCGCAGCUGCUACCCUAUCUUCAUCAAGUCAGCCACACUGGACAAUCCUGACUCACGGACGCUACUGGUUCACAAAGUGUUCCCCGGCUUCUCCAUAAAGGCCUUCGACUUCGAGAAGGCCAACAGUCUACAGAGACCCAACGAUCACGAGUUCACGCAGCAACCCCGGACGGGUUUCACCGUCCAGAUCAGUUUCGUUAAGGGCUGGGGCCAGUGUUACACCAGACAAUUUAUCAGCAGCUGCCCCUGCUGGCUGGAGGUUAUAUUCAACAACCGAUAGCAACAAGCCCCACCUCUUGUUUUUUUUCCUUUGGUCGCCAUGGACACAGACUAGCCCUUACCUUCUUUCAGACUCUUUUUUUUUUUUUUUUUCAGUUUUUGUGAGUGAGGAAGAAGUUCUUCAGAAGAUGUUUUGGAAAAAAAAAAAGAAAACCUCCCCAAUGACUUGUUUAAUAAAUGACUAAGAUUUAAUUAAGUGAAAUAAAAGCUAAAAUGUAUUUUAUGUUAUAUAUAAAUAUAUUAUUACGUGUAAAUAUGAAGACGUU